AUGUUCCCCUUAGCUGACGUUUUGGCAGUAGCCAAAAUCCACCCCUUUUACAACGAAGGUGUGGAAUAUCCUCCUGAUCAAAUAGCCAUCCAGAAAGCCUUGCGCUUGGGUGCAGAACAGGCCAAGGAAAUCACGCUCGAAUCAUUCCCUUUAUUGACAAAAAAAGACCUGUACCAUGUUAUCGACCGCCUUCUUAAGGACCCGAGUACGGGGAAUGAAUUUCGACGCAGCGCGUACCUAAGCACGACAGGCGGAGGCUCUGGAGCGUUACCCCUGAUGUUUGCAACGGACACGAUUGAGAAUCGCAGACACAGAGCGGACUUUGGGGGUUUCAUGAGGGCCUGUCAGGUGAUUGACUCCGGAGAUAUGGUUCUAACAACACACACUUCUGGCCACCUUUAUCGUUCGCUUGAUCUUAUUAGCGAGCUUCUGGAGAACGCAGGCGCUUCCGUUCUCUGUGCUGGAAGCCGUAUGCCAACCGCUGAAGUUGUCGAAGUGCUUGGCCAUUACCAUGCAAAUGUGUUGACUGGUGAUAGCAGUCAAAUUGUUCAGGUCGUGCACCAUAUCUCGACUCUUCCUCCCGAACAGAAAAAGGAUAUCCGGCUGACCAAGGUGAUUUAUACAUCUGACGCGCUGACCGAAGCACAAGAAAGCUACAUCAUCUCAGUCUUGGGCCGCAUCAAAAUCCUCUCAAUCUUGGGCAGCGCUGAAGCAGGACCAUUUGCGAUUAGUAAUCCAGAACUCACAACAGAAAGCCCUCCAAAAGGUAGAAGAGACUUCAUCUUUGAUACUCGUGCCAUGAUGAUCGAAAUCCAUCAGCCUGCUGUUAUACAAGAUGACUCUCACCCUUGCGGGAAACAACUACCACUUGGUGAGCAGGGCAUUAUAAUCCAAACAUCGCUUCAGCGCCUGCGCAACCCGAUAGUGAAGUACAUCACGGGCGACAUUGGAUCUCUCCAUUCCAUUUCUGAUAGAGCGCGGGGGAAAAUUCCUGAGGCAGAAAUAAAGCAUUUUCAAGUCCUCCGCCUUGAAGGACGUGAUCGUCGAUUCAGCUUCAAAUGGUUUGGGGAAUAUUUCAAUUUCCAGAGUGUUAGCGACCUGAUGCAAAGCGCGCGAACAGGAGUUUUAGAAUGGCAAAUUAUCCUCGAUAGUCUUAGCUCAUCGCCGCAGGGGACUUUAGAGGUUCGGAUCUUUCGCGCGGCAGAUGGCGGCCACAUCUCACCCAGGGAAGAUUUUGUUAGAAUGAUUGAGUCUUUCUUUUGGGUUUUUCCUGAGAAUCGACACCUUUUUCGGGUCGUAUUCAUGAAUGGGCUUGAAGGAUUUGAGAAGAGUAGUACUGGUCGCAAGAUUAUCAGGUUUGUGGAUAGAUUCAAUUGA
Molecule: messenger RNA, 1377 nt
Organism: Aspergillus calidoustus
Lineage: Eukaryota; Fungi; Ascomycota; Eurotiomycetes; Eurotiales; Aspergillaceae
Source: the annotation of a GenBank genome assembly